AGCAAAAAAUAAAUUUAUAAAAAGAGAAUUGAAACUCCGUCGCUCCCUCCUCUUGUGUCUGAUCGGCGACCGGUGAACCACUACCGUUGGUCUGUCGGAGAAGCACUGAAGCAGUGAACCACUCACUGUCCACCGCCAAGUCGCCGUCGCCAGUCACGGACUCACUCACUCGCAACGCAACUGAAUUCAAGAAUUUUCUACAACAUUCAAGCUUCUUACUUGCGGAAUUGCACUCAAGUUCUCAGAUAUGUAUGCACAAGCAUUCACAGUAUCAAUGUACAAUCCCACUGCAACAAACUUCUCACCUUUACCUCAUUUUCUUGCUCCUUGCACUCAAUCAAAAAGUUUGUUGUAUUUUUCAAAAUCGAAAUCUUUGUAUUGCAAUUUGGUUAAAAGGGUCUCUGAAUCACAAAGAAGUUCAAGAAACGGUAAUGGUCAUGUAGUGGUGAAUGUCUGGCGUGAAGGGUCACCAAUGGAAAAUGAUAAUGAUGAUGGGUUUUACAUAAGGAGGUGUGUGGAGCUUGCUAGGAAGGCAGUUGGGUGCACAAGUCCUAAUCCUAUGGUUGGUUGUGUUAUUGUUAAGGAUGGGAAGAUUGUGGGUGAAGGGUUUCACCCUAAGGCUGGUCAACCUCAUGCUGAGGUUUUUGCACUUAGAGAUGCCGGGAAUAUGGCAGAAGAUGCAACUGCAUAUGUGAGCUUAGAACCAUGUAACCAUUAUGGCAGGACUCCACCAUGCACCGAGGCACUGAUCAAAGCCAAAGUGAAGAAGGUGGUUGUUGGAAUGGUAGAUCCAAAUCCCAUUGUGGCUUCUAAGGGGUUGGACAGAUUACGGGAAGCAGGAAUUGAAGUGACAGUGGGGGUUGAGGAAGCACUUUGCCAGAAGCUUAAUGAAGCCUUUGUACAUCAAAUGCUUACAGGGAGGCCAUUUGUUACUUUGAGGUACACCAUCUCACUUGAUGGCCAUCUUUCGAAUCAGCUUGGGGAGAAAGUCACGGAAUCAGGUGGCUACUACUCGAUACUGUUGCAAGAAAAUGAUGCAGUUAUACAUUCUUCCACCUCGGUAGCAGAGAAUCCUUCGGUUCUUUCAUCUAAAGAACCUGGAGCCAAUCAACCACUUAACAUUUUAUUAGCAGCCUCCCCAAAUUUGCCAAAUAAUAUCCCCCCUGCCUUAAAUGCAGAAGCAACGCCAAAACUGAUUAUAUUCACCGAGAAAGAGACAGCAGCAACAGUAGCACCUGAUCCAAACCAAAGAGCAGUGGAGACAGUAGUUCUGGAUAGAAUGAAUUUAACAGCAAUCCUCGAACAUUGCAAGCGCCAAGGUCUAUGUAGUGUGAUGCUGGAUGUAAGAGGUAACUCUACUGAAUUUGACGGGAUUCUGAGAGAGGGUUUUGAGCAAAGUUUGUUUCAGAAAGUCGUGGUGGAAGUUUUGCCAGUCUGGGGAGGAUCGGAUGUGUUCAAGAACUCGGGGCUAAACCUAAAGGUGAAGAAUUUGACAACAAGGGUAUCUGGCAACAGUGUGCUCCUGGAAGGAUAUUUCUGAUUCAACAAAUGGAGAGUGCUACUAAACAGCAGUUUUGAUUUGAUGCAAUUGAUCUGCAAAAUUACUAUGACUGGAGUUGCAAUUUUGGCUAAGCGGAGCUUUAUUCAUGGUUAACUAGUUUCCUCACUAGAAAUCAUGGCUUCAGAGCAAUUCUUAUACUCUACACGUUACAUGAGUUACACUAUUCUUAUUAUUUA
Molecule: messenger RNA, 1737 nt
Organism: Ipomoea nil (Japanese morning glory)
Lineage: Eukaryota; Viridiplantae; Streptophyta; Magnoliopsida; Solanales; Convolvulaceae
Product: riboflavin biosynthesis protein PYRD, chloroplastic
Exons: 5
Coding region: 248-1540 (430 amino acids)
Biological process (GO): riboflavin biosynthetic process
Molecular function (GO): diaminohydroxyphosphoribosylaminopyrimidine deaminase activity; 5-amino-6-(5-phosphoribosylamino)uracil reductase activity; zinc ion binding
Source: RefSeq, a predicted model, not a curated record